GCACAGCACUUCAUACAGAGUGCGUCUGUGUGUGUUAUGUGUGGGUCACCGGCCCAUGCAAGAGCAAAUACACAUGUGAAUUAUGAUUUUAGACGUUUUCAUUUUUUUUAUUUUAUUUUUUUUAUGUUUGUUUACUAAGUUUUAUCGCGUUUAAAAUAAACUUUUGUUUUUAUUAUCAUUUAAAAGAUACGCUAUUUUAAAGGCCACAUUGGUGUCGUUUUAAGGCCUUAUGGAUGGAGUAAAUUUUUUAUUUUUUUUACUAUUUUUACUGACUGGACGUAUUUCACACCCGGUUUUGGGCACCCAAGUCGCUUGAGUUUGUAAGAGUCACCCUCCGUUUAUUGCUAAAGGGUUUUUGUUUUUUAUUUCUUGUGGGGGAUAUCAUGGCUGUUUGAGUGGUGAGUGGUCUAGCUGAGGAUAUCCGGCCACUGUCCGGCUGCCGAGUCCUCCGUCAUGACCCUGGAGAGUGUGGCGGUAACAGAGGGCUCCUCUGCCCGGGGAUUCUGCUCCUGCUGCGGGGCGAAAAUCGUGCCGUACUUCUCCGACAACGCCGUCGCUUCCCAAAACCAGAUCAACCAGCUUAUUAGUGACAACUUCCUUACAGUCAAAGGCGCCGCCCUCUUCCUCCCGCGUGGAAAUGACUCCUCCACUUCUGUUGUACCCCGCAUCACACAGCGGCAAAACAAACACACAGGUGACCUUCAGCUGCAUCUGCAGACCAUGUUCACCCUGCUGCGCCCUUUGGACACUAUCCGCCUGGCUGUUCGGUUAGAGAGUGCUUACCCACAGCGUACACGCUACAUGGUGAUUGUGUCCACCAAUGGUAGACAGGACACAGAGGAAAAUGUGGUGUUGGGAAUGGACUUCAGCAAUUCAGACCACACUUGCACAGUUGGGCUGGUCUUACCCUUGUGGAGCGAUACGCUUAUACACUUGGAUGGAGACGGGGGCUUCAGUGUAUCCACUGUUAACAGAGUCCAUGUCUUCAAACCGGUUUCAGUGCAGGCCAUGUGGGCUGCCUUGCAGUCGCUGCAUAAGGUUUGUGAGGUGGCCCGAUGUCAUAACUACUACCCUGGCAGUCUCUUCCUGACCUGGGCCAGUUACUAUCAGAGCUGUGUGACCUCUGAUCAACACUGCAUCAAUGAGUGGAACGCCAUGCAAGAUGUGCAGUCCCACCGCGCAGACUCCCCUGUGCUCUUCACAGACUUGCCAACAGAGAGGGAGCGCACAGAGAGACUGAUUAAGACCCGGCUAAGAGAGAUCAUGAUGCAGAAGGACCUGGAGAACAUCACAUCAAAAGAGAUUCGCACAGAGCUGGAGAUGCAAAUGGUCUGUAACCUGCGGGAGUUCAGAGAGUUUAUUGAUAAUGAGAUGAUCGUCAUUCUGGGCCAGAUGGACAGUCCCACCGAGAUCUUCGACCAUGUCUACCUGGGUUCUGAGUGGAAUGCCUCUAACCUUGAGGAGCUCCAGAACAGUGGAGUUCGCUACAUCCUGAAUGUGACGCGAGAGAUUGAUAAUUUCUUCCCUGGGCUUUUUGAGUACCACAAUAUCCGAGUGUAUGACGAGGAGGCCACAAACCUUUUGGAGUACUGGAAUGACACCUACAAGUUCAUUACCAAAGCCAAGAAAGCUGGGGUAAAGUGUCUAGUGCACUGUAAGAUGGGAGUAAGUCGUUCUGCCUCAACUGUGAUCGCUUAUGCUAUGAAGGAGUAUGGCUGGAACUUAGAAAGAGCCUUUGACCAUGUGAAAGAACGUCGCUCAGUCACCAAACCCAAUCCCUCCUUCAUGAAGCAGCUGGAAGAAUACCAGGGUAUCCUGCUAGCCAGCAAACAGAGGCAUAACAAGUUGUGGCGUUCCCACUCAGACAGCGAUUUGUCGAAGGGUCACGAAGCACUCUGCAUAGCGCCACGCUCACUGGACUGCACUGACCCUCACAACAACAACGUUCCUUCCAUUCAGCAAAUGCUGGGCAUGGCUGUACUAGAAACACUCAGCCAUACACAACCCAUGGUGGGCAACCUAUGUACCACCUCGGAUGAUUCAUUCAAGGAAAACCAACUUGCCUCUGUGCUGCCACAUGAGGACCCCUUUUUCCCACCUCUUCCCAGGCAGCGGGCAGCCACCGUGGUGCCUGAGCAGAAUAUGGCAAAGAAGUCUCGUUUGAAAGUAGCAGUGACCGAGCCUGUCGCUCGUCCUCACCCUCCUCCCAGUCUCCACAUCCUCUCUACUUCUUCAUUACCGGUAGAGAGCGAGGGGGAUACAACUCCAGACCUGACCGCCCGGUCGUCUCACCAUGUGCCUGAGCCAAAAACAGACUCUGAGUUGUCCCUUGACACGCCUGAUCAAAAUUACUCUUAUCAAGUGUCUGAGUCCACUGUGUCGCAAAGCUUAGAACUGUGUCUGGAUGCUGUCAGCAAAGAUGAAGGUAAUCUGCAUGCUCAGAACAUUCCUAACUCUGACAGCCCCUCAGAGGCCCCUGUGGUACUCGGACUCGGCUCCAGUGAUGAUAACAAGAACCCCAAUGCUGAUCUGGGAGUAGCAGUAGCGUCCCGUCUCAGCACAGAUAGCAUAGACUUCUUUAGUGCCAGAGAGAAGUUCCUGUGCUUGUCUCAGGAAAGUCAGCCUCGCUUGCUUUCUGAAUCGACCGAUGUGCAGGUACCUAACUCCAGAUGCCCCACCCCACCUUUGGAGGACUCCAGUGAGGGAGCAAAUGAGUGCCACGCCCACUCAGAGACCAAUAGCGUUGCAGACCUCCACCCCCCUCACCAUGACAACAGCAUGUCUGUGCGUCAUAAAUUUACAGAACUGGAAUCUAUAUCGCACCCCUGCAGUCCCCCACUGACACGCACCUUGCAUCAAACUGCAACACUAGAGGAUGUGGAUGAGAAAACUGCUUCAGCUCCUCAUUCUCCCUCCGACAGGCCCACGGGUUCUGUGCGCCGGGCCACUGAGCAACUGGAACUUAUACUUCGUAAGAGUCAAGAAGUUCCGUUACCUCGCUCUCCCCUUCCAUCCCCAUGUUUGGACUGUCCUCGGUCCUACUCCAGUCAGGAAGAGGGCACUGUUGGCCCAGCUUGCACUGAGCCCCAAAAGACUGCAGAUGGAAACGGAGACACCAAAGUGCUUGAUGAUGAGGAUUCAGUUAUAAUGCCUGAUCCUUCCUUCUCGGUGUAUCUAGAAGGGAGUGUCACUUUGAACCCCACUCUGGAGCCUAGCUCAGCUUCUUCCUCUCUGCUGUGGCUGGAGGGUGUGAAUGAGCUGGAAACAGACGUUGAUUACCUGUUAAGGCCCCAGGGGAGGCUUGCACGUAGCAGUGAGGACUUGCAGAAGAUCCAGAAGACUCUCAGAGAGCUCCAGGCAUUUUUAUAUGAGGCUGGAGGACUUGGGCAGGGUGAGGAGAACCAGUCGCCCCAGGGUCAGCGGGACUCAAUUGAGGGCGAGCAACACUUAGAACCCAAAUCGCCUGUGGUCUGGCAGAGAGCCAUGGAAAUUGAGGCCCGCAUCAGACAGGCUGGCCUCACCCCUCCUUCGCUUAUGAAACGCUCUGCAUCCCUUGCUAAACUGGACCGGCUAGAGCUGUCUACUCAUGACCUGAGCGACUGGGACUUCCACCCUGCCGCCACAGGACUUUAUCAGCCCUCCUCUUUCUCUUUAUCCACCUUUCACUCCCUACUACUCGCCCACAGCCAUGAUGAUGCCCACAAGAAGCAGCGUGUUCUACCUCAAAGCCCUUCCUCCCCUGAGCCUGCCAUCCAUUUGAUGGAGGUGGGCAGGACUGAGGGCUCCACUCACCUCUCACCGUCCUGCCCACAGCAAGUUGGUCGGGCUGAGCCCCAUGAACAGACCCCCGUCCAACCCACCAUUUCUGUGUCCACACGACAGCAGCAACAGCAUGUGAAGUCUCACCCUGUUCGCCGUUUCCGCAAAGCAAUGGACAAGAAAAAGACAGUCACUGUUUUGUACAACACCAUGUGACGAUUACUGAACUUUCAAAUGCCGCAUUUGUUGGCAUGAAGAACUGUCUCAGACUGCAACCACUUAAGUUUCGUUAAGCGAAGUCUAAGCUAAAUUUUUGAUGAUGUAUGCUAUUGUAGCUAUGAAUGAGGGCACGUGAGAGCAAAAAUAUGUCGAUUUGUGUUCAGAAUCUUUCCGGUAGAAACUCAAAACAAGGGGGUUGUUUCUUAAAACAUGCACUUUACACUCUUGUUUUUCUUUUUUAAAGGUUUUAUUUUAUUAUUUUUUUAAAUAUAAUUUUUAUGUAGAAGUUUUUUGCACUGGCUUGAAUGGUAGAGUUUAAUGUAUGUCUGACAGCAUGUGGAGUCAUGAUUCUCUUUGAAACCAAGGUAAACUUGAUAUCAACUUUUUUAUCCUGUGCUUUAUCUGUGAUUAUAAAGUAAUAAAACUGCACUAUUUUAUUUCA
Myxocyprinus asiaticus (Chinese sucker) is the source of this 4420-nucleotide messenger RNA. RefSeq names its product protein phosphatase Slingshot homolog 2-like. Gene Ontology annotation, molecular function: protein tyrosine/serine/threonine phosphatase activity; actin binding. Lineage: Eukaryota; Metazoa; Chordata; Actinopteri; Cypriniformes; Catostomidae. The record is from RefSeq and is a predicted model, not a curated record. Bases 454 to 3975 code for a protein of 1173 amino acids. The transcript is spliced from 14 exons. Gene Ontology annotation, biological process: protein dephosphorylation; actin cytoskeleton organization; negative regulation of actin filament polymerization. Gene Ontology annotation, cellular component: cytoplasm.